Messenger RNA from Prosopis cineraria, 1955 nucleotides. RefSeq lists its product as uncharacterized. The transcript has 3 exons. NCBI's taxonomy places the organism in Eukaryota, Viridiplantae, Streptophyta, Magnoliopsida, Fabales, Fabaceae. The coding region runs from base 1475 to 1870 and encodes 131 amino acids. The record is from RefSeq and is a predicted model, not a curated record.
UUUCUGAUUUUUCUGCACAGUUUUACCGUAAUUUUGUGUUUAAAAAAAAAAAAAAAAAUCGCUGCAGCGUCUGUCGUCUCCUCCAGGCAGCGUCUCUCGAACUCUCGUCUCCUUCUCCAGACCGUCGUCAUCGCAGCCACAUCGUGAAAGAUUGAAGCUUGCGCUUGAACUCGAACUCGAGUCCAGAUCGUCUCUCGACAUUGUCGAAGCUUGCCCUUCGUCUUCUCUUCGUCACCGCCCCAGCCAGGUGCCCAGAUCGUCGACGGCUUGAACUUGCCCUUUGUCUUCUCUUCUCCUCACCUACUGCUACUUUCCAGUCUCCACGACGUCGUCUUCUCUUCCAACUCCCAUUUCUGCUUCAAUCAAAAUUUCUGCAGAGCAGUGAGAUCUUAGGGAGUUACAUAGACCACUGUGAUAAUGAAAGAGUGUGUGCAACAUGCAAAUCUGGAUGUGCAAGAGCUAAAAGAGACAGUAGAUGUGCUGACAAGAGAUAUAACCACCAUCAAGGAGACACUAGAGAAGGCAAAUGAGGUGUUGGGAUUAAUACAGAGAACAAUGGCCGAAACUCGUGUACCAGAACAAGAGGCCAGUGACCAUGGGGAUGCGUCUAGGAGUAACCCACAUGGUAAGAGGGAUGGUGGAAAGAACAGAAGAUUAGAGUUACCUGUUUUUGCUGGAGAAGACCCGUUGGGUUGGCUUUUUCGGGUGGAACGUUACUUCCUGGUCAACACCAUCUUAGAUCAAGAAAAGAUGGAAGCUACAAUGGUCUGUCUUGAAGGGAGAGCACUUAACUGGUACCAACGGAUUGACACAUGAACCUCAUUGCGAAGCUGGGCUGAAUUCAAAAGCGAGUUGCUACACAUAUUUCAUUUUAUUCAAUGUGGGGGGGGACUAUGAGAUGCUUUUUUUAGCAAAGCAGGAACGAAUUGUGCUAGAGUAUGUUGAGGAAUUUGAGCGUUUAUCUGCACCAUUAAGGGAAGCUUCAGAGGAGUAUCUCAUUGGCGCUUUUCGAAACGGGUUGAGGGCUGAAGUCAAAGUGGAACUGAGGCUGACCAAUGCCCUAUCUCUGCGUGAAGUUAUUGAAUCUGCUUUGUGCGUGGAAGAGAGAAAUCGGAUACUUGAGGAAGACAAAGGUCCACAUAGACUUGGGUUUCAACGGUAUCCAUCUGGGCCUAAAACUAAUUAGGCCCAACCUUAUUUCUCACGUGUAACACACAUACCAGAAGCGAGCAAGAUCACAGUCACUGCAAGUUUGGCAUAUGCGACUGUUGAAGCGAACAAGAAGGCCGAAACGAAAAUAGGGGAGUCAAAGUUUCAGGGUAGUUUGGCGAGUUCAUCCACUUUCCAGCGGGGAGGCUUUUCUCGAAGACUCUCAGACGUUGAGAUUAAUCACCGAAGGGAGUUGGGACUUCGUUCCAAAUGCGGAGACAAACUUGGCCCGAAUCAUCAGUGCAAAAACAAACACUACCAAGUAAUGUUGCUGGAAAUGAAUUCUGAAAAAGGUGCAGAGGGUACUGAGAUUGAGCAAGAACCGGAAAGAAAGUGCAAUGGGGAAGAGGAAGAAGCCACACAUAUGGAACUUUCUCUAAACUCCAUAGCUGGAUUUGGUGACAACCAUACCAUGAAGGUAAGAGGCCAAAUUGGGGAAGAAGAAAUUGUCAUCCUCAUAGAUAGUGGAGCCACCCACAAUUUCAUCUCAGAGAAACUACACAGCAAAAAGGAUCUCCCAAUGGAUGAGAUACCAGAGUACACGAUUACAGUAGGAUAUGGAUACACUCUUAAAUGGAAGCAACGCUGUAAGGACCUCUACUUGAAGCUCGAUAGAGGGGAUCUUCAAUUGAUUGUUAAAAACAAAAAAAAUUGUCUCUGACCCAGUACUUCAUGCUAGGCCUAGCUUUUGGAGAUCUCAGUUCCAUCAGCACAGUGAAUCAUUCGGAAGGGGAGAGGAUUCUAUG